This is a messenger RNA of Mycena indigotica, 798 nucleotides long. RefSeq names its product Cutinase. The coding region runs from base 1 to 798 and encodes 265 amino acids. Gene Ontology annotation, molecular function: protein phosphatase inhibitor activity. The record is from RefSeq and is a predicted model, not a curated record. The transcript has 4 exons. Gene Ontology annotation, biological process: regulation of signal transduction. Lineage: Eukaryota; Fungi; Basidiomycota; Agaricomycetes; Agaricales; Mycenaceae.
AUGUCUGUACCCACCGAAAUAAUCCCCGAUAUCGACCCCGCCCAUCUUCCAGCCCUUCCUCGCUCCAAUUCCAAACCAAAGGGUAUUCUCAAGCACGCUCCUGAACCGCGAGGCAGCGUUGGCCACAGCUUACAAUGGGAUGAAGAGAACUUGGCUCUUACUGAGAUCCAGAAAGACAGUCUCAUGAAGAUUACGGAACCCAAGACGCCCUACGUGAGGUAUAACGCCGAAACUGAUACUGUCGAAGGAGGCGCGUCGGCUUUCAGCUUUAAAUUCCCAAUCUCGAUCUCAACGGACACUGGUCCAACUCCAAUCCGGCAUCACCCACAAUGUCGACCUCUCCAACAGGUGCAGACGUUCCCGGCUCCGGUCCAUCUUCCAGACGCACUUCUUUCUCGAGCAACGGGCGAUCUGGCUCUAUCUCGGGCCGGUCUGGCAGCGACCAUUCUAGCCGCAGCACUAGCUUUAAUCUGCCUGAUGAAGCGAGGCGGGGAAUCCGUGCUGAUGGGCGAGAGCCAGGCGACGAGGUUGAAUUUGGCGAAGAAAUGGACGAAGAGAGUAGGCCCAAUCAUGAUUCGUUCUCCAGACCUUCUCAUCGAUCUUGUCCUAGCCGCUGCUAAACACGCCGCUUUCGUUCGUGCGCGUGGACGACACUAUUCUAAUGAAGCAGAGGCCAUGAAGAUGGCCGCUAGACUAUUGCGUGAAGAGGAAGAUGACGAGGGUAAUGAAGACGAUGCAGUCGACGAAGUUCCGCCAGUACCUCCCCUGCCGCCAUCGGUAAACGGUGUGACCCACUGA